AUGGUUGCCUGGGGAAAACAGCACUGCUGUGUUGGCAGAAUACAGGACAUUUUCUUGAGAUUCAGGAUUGUUCUAGCAGUCCUUUUACUUCAUUUGUUCCUGGCUACAGCAGGCAAAGAUCAGGAGGAUUUCCUAGGACAGUAUAAAGCCAUCUUUAAGACUCCAUGUGAAGAUCCUUGGCUUAUGUCACCAAGAAUUUCUCUGCAUCCCUUGAAGGAGUUCAUUGUCUGUGUGCACCUCAAGCUAUAUUCCUCAAAUAGUUCCUGGACAGCAUAUGUAUACAAUCAAGAAACACCUCACAUCAAUCUCUCUGGAAAUAAGUAUGAUCUUGGACUUACAGGAGAUCAUGGUAAAUUGAGGAUAUGGUUGUUUGGAAAUCAAAUAAAUACAACAGCAAGACUUCAUGAAAAUACUUGGAACCAAAUAUGUAUCCAGUGGAAAAGUGAAGAUGAGGAGAUGAAACUAUUCAUAAAUGGAACAAAAAAAGUAAACAAAAAACUAACUGGGAAACUUAUUUUUCCUGGAAAAGGGCAGUUCUUACUUGGCUGUUCAAAGCUGCCAGGUACAGCUACGUCACCUAACCUGGGUAUGACCGGGGAGCUGUACAUGUUCAGAAUGUGGGAUAAAGCAAAUAUAAAGCAGUCUCAGGACUGUGAAGAUAGUGGUGUUAUACGCUGGAGAAAGGAGGAUUGGGUCUAUAAUAAGACAGCAGAAGAGGAUAACUCUUUGCCAUGUGUUGAAACUGCUGCUAUGUUGCCUGGCAGAAAACUGAUAACAGCUGAAAAUUCAAGAGAAUCAGCUGCAACAACCAUUUCUGAUAUGACUUCAGAGGAGACUACACAAACUGCAGAAGCUCUUAACAUCACUGAUUAUUACUCCACCAUAACACCAGAAAUUAUUGCAGGAGAAACUAUUUUAUGCAACAUAACACCUGUCUGUAAUUUUUCAGUGUUCUAUGUGGGCAAGGUAAAACUUCAGGCAAGUGAAGAAAGUAACACGUCACUAAAUGUAGAAAUAAUUAAUAACAUAACCAUCAACAAUCAAGUAACAAAAUUACUUGCAAUUCCAGCACCUACCCCACAAGAAUUGAGAAUUUCAGAGUUCAACAAAACCUUGCAAGCAGUAAGUGAGUCCUCUGUUAUGGAAUGCAGUGCAGAAAACCAGAGUAUACACUGCAAUUUCAUAAUGAAGCUGGCUGAGAGAGAGAAUAUAAGCACUUUAACAGACGAAGCAGAAAUAAGCCAAAUUAAACAGUGCUGCUGUUCAUCACUGAAGUAUUGUUCCUUGACUGCUGAAGAAUUACAAAUGUAUACUAUACAAGUGCCACCUCAUUCUAUAUGGGUUCCUUUCCCUCGUUCUCCUUCUCUCCCUAAAAAGACUCCCCCCAAAUCUAAUACUUUUAUUUCCCCUACUAUGCUUUCUACCAAACAAAGCCCCACAAUUAGACCACUGAUCCCACCAUUCACAGAAAUUUCUUUUUCUGGAACUCUCUCCCCAUCUCCCACUACCAACCUUCUCUCUGAAAGUUCUACCACAUCUGCUACUGAAACUUCUGUGUCUUCUACCAGUGUUACCACCACGCUUUCCUCUUCUGAGUCUCUUGCUCAACCUACCAUGCCAACUUUUUCUUCCAUAGCUUCUAAUAAACCUGUCACUAUUUCCAUGCCUGCAACAAAAUCUGUCACUAAUGCUGCUUUCUCAAUUAAAUCUGAUACCGCAUAUCUUAGCAAGCCUGUUACAAUAAUUUCUCCUUCUGUAGGUUUCACUAAACAUUCUGCAGUUUCCUCUUCUGAGCUUCCCCCCAAACCUUCAAUAGCAAUUCCCCCCUUUGAGACUACCACCAAAUCUGUUGCACAAAUUCAUCCUGCUACAGAUUCCACCCAGCCUAUCUCUGGCAACAAAAACGUUACUACAGCACCUAUUCUUCCCCUUACUCCUUUCACAAUAACUUUGACCCCUACUGUUAGUCCUAUCAACCAGUCUGUCUCAGCUUCUCAUCCUCAUUCUACUGCUGAUGGCCAUGGUAGCCCAGGAAAGAUACUAUCAGCUACCACAUACACAACUUCUGUAUAUACCACCAUUAGUAUCACCACAGCUGAGCAAAUUGUGUCCAAAAUAGAAAACGAUUUAGCAGCUGGAACAGUAGAGCCAAAAGAUGUAGAAAGGAUGGUUAGUGAGGUUAGCAAAGUCCUGACCGCUUCCCAACCAUUACCACCCCGAAUUUCUAACAGAAUUAUAAAACUGGUGGAUUAUAUUGGCUUAAAACUGAACUUUUCAGCAACCUCUGUUGAUUUUGCCUCCCCUUCCUUGGCUCUGGCAGUUGUCAAAACCAAUAGCAUCCACUCCAAUCAAAUGUCUUUUGCUGUCCAGGACUCAGCUGAUCUCCAGAUCUCUCUAGGCAUUAAUGCAAUUCAUGAUUUAAAUCAUCUCGGAUCAAUUACACUUCCUUCAUCAUUGCUGACAAAUUUACCCCCUGAAGAGUUGGACGUGGCUUCUAGAAUUAUAUUCAACUUCUUUAAAAAGACCACUGUGUUCCAGGAUCUGUCCCUGAAGAAUGCAUCUUUAAUCAGCAAUGUUAUAUCAUCAAGUGUUGCUAACCUCACAAUUAGCAACUUAAAGGCAAAUGUUACUGUCACUUUACAGAAUAUCAAACCUAAUCAGGAUAAUUCAACAGUUAGAUGUGUUUUUUGGGACUUUAAUAAAAAUGGUGGACAUGGAGGCUGGUCAUACGAAGGUUGCGUAGUUAAAGAAAGUAGAGUAAAUGAAACAGUCUGUUCAUGCAACCACCUCACAAGCUUUGCAGUUUUGAUGAACUUGUAUGGAAAUACUCCGUUGAAUCCCACACAAGAAUUGGUACUGACUUUUAUAUCCUAUAUAGGCUGUGGCCUCUCUGCAAUCUUUCUUUCUAUUACUCUUGUGACCUACAUAGCCUUUGAGAAAAUCCGGAGAGACUACCCUUCCAAAAUCCUAAUUCAGCUGUGUUCUGCAUUACUUCUACUCAACUUAGUUUUCCUCCUUGACUCAUGGAUUGCACUGUAUGAUACACGAGGCCUGUGCAUUGCAGUUGCAGUAUUUCUUCACUAUUUCCUCUUGGUUUCUUUCACCUGGAUGGGCCUAGAAGCUUUCCACAUGUAUCUGGCACUUGUGAAAGUCUUUAAUACCUAUGUACGGAAAUACAUUCUUAAAUUUUGCGUUGUUGGUUGGGGGUUACCAGCAAUAGUUGUGUCCAUUGUGUUGGCAGUAUCACCAGAUAAUUAUGGACUUAUAACCACUGGAAAGGUUUCAAUAAAUAGACCUGAUGAAUUCUGCUGGAUUAAAAAUCGAAUUGUCUUCUAUAUUACUGCUGUGGGAUACUUUUGCCUGAUAUUCCUGAUCAAUAUCAGCAUGUUCAUUGUUGUGCUGAUCCAGCUCUGUCGUAUCAAAAAGAAAAAACAACUUGGUGCUCAAAGAAAAACCAGUAUUCAAGACCUUAGGAGUGUUGCUGGCCUCACAUUCUUGUUGGGAAUUACUUGGGGAUUUGCUUUCUUCACAGUAAAUGAGGUAUUUACUUACCUCUUUACCAUUUUCAACACUUUGCAAGGGUUCUUCAUUUUUAUCUUCUAUUGUGUAGCGAAGGAGAAUGUCCGUAAACAGUGGAGAAGAUAUCUCUGUUGUGGGAAAUUCAGGCUGGCUGAAAACUCUGACUGGAGUCGAACUGCUACUAAUGGUUUAAAGAAGCAGACUGUAAAUCAAGGAGUAUCCAGUUCUUCCAAUUCCUUACAAUCAAACAGUAACUCCACUAACUCUACAACUCUGCUAAUGAAUAAUGAUUAUUCAGUGCACGCGAAUGGAAAUGGCCAUCUUUCCAGUGAGAAGAAUGGUGUUUCUUUCAGUGUACAGAAUGGUGAUGUGUGUCUCCAUGACUUUUCAGGCAAACAACUUGUAUUUCAAGAAAAGGAUGAUACAGGCAGCCAAAAAAGCCAUAUCUCGCUCAGAAGGACUUCAAAGAGGGGAAGCUUAACUUUUAUUGAGAAAAUGUGAUUUCCUUUUAAACAGCACAUUGUUUUACAGUGUGAAGUAGAGAUUUACUUUAACAGUUUUACAUAAUGUGAGCAGAUCAAGAACUGAUUUUAUUUAAAAUAUGGGACUGGAACUUCAAGGCAGCCAUGCAAAGGAUUUACAAAGGCAAAUAUUUAAAAAAAAAAAAAAAAAAAAAAAAGCUGCUAUUUUGACAAAGUAUCUUGGUUGUCAAAUUACAGCUGGCACAUUUCCAUUUUGAUUUUUCAUUAGAGGGGUUUUUGAG
This is a messenger RNA of Haliaeetus leucocephalus (bald eagle), 4282 nucleotides long. RefSeq names its product G protein-coupled receptor 64 (gene ADGRG2). The record is from RefSeq and is a predicted model, not a curated record. Gene Ontology annotation, biological process: cell surface receptor signaling pathway; adenylate cyclase-activating G protein-coupled receptor signaling pathway. Gene Ontology annotation, cellular component: membrane. The coding region runs from base 1 to 4020 and encodes 1339 amino acids. The transcript is spliced from 27 exons. Gene Ontology annotation, molecular function: G protein-coupled receptor activity. NCBI's taxonomy places the organism in Eukaryota, Metazoa, Chordata, Aves, Accipitriformes, Accipitridae.